Rotaria socialis is the source of this 6204-nucleotide messenger RNA. The record is from the annotation of a GenBank genome assembly. NCBI's taxonomy places the organism in Eukaryota, Metazoa, Rotifera, Eurotatoria, Philodinida, Philodinidae.
AUGAGUGCACCUUGCAGUCUUGAACAUUGUCAUACAAAUCUUUUUGCUCUGCAAAGUUUAAAUGAUAUGAAAUGGAAAUGUUUUCGUCGUUCAUUAAACUAUCGGUUAGAACCAAAUCAUUAUAAAGAUCCUGUUUUAAUUGCCUAUUGGAAUGCUCUACGUGCUGACACAUUAUGUGCAUGGAGACGUGUGUUAACUGAUGAUGGACAAAAAACUGAAAAAGAACUUUGGUUAUUUGGAAUCAAUGAAGAUUUACCAUCGGAAUUACCUAAUUUACGACCAAUGAAUCAAGCCAAUGGGUCAUGGAAUGAAAAUGCUUUAUCAUACGAUUGUCGAUCAAUGCUAUUUAAAGCACUACACAAUAUGAUUGAAAAAUAUCUAUUGUCAAAAGGUUUUGCUCGAUUGAAUAAAUGGUUUGUUUUACCCAUCAAUGAUCAUUCUGAUGUUAAAGUGCCAAAUUUUUCAUUUAAUUUCACUUUUUUUCUUCAUGGAGAUAAUAAAGUUUGUGCAAGUAUUGAUGUCCAAAGACAUCGAUAUAUUUAUAAUUUAACCAGUAAAGAUCUUGAUAAAACUUCACCAUCAAAUGUCAUUUUGGCACCUUAUGGUAUCAGUGGAAUGCUUAAUGGUCCUGUUAGUAGAGAUAUUGAUUUAAAUUUAUUACGUGAAAAUUGGGAAAGAAAUUAUUCUGUUCGACAUAUUGAUGGCUUGCCAGAUUUUGUUGAAGUUACUGUUGGUAAUAUUCGAAUGUUUUAUCCAACAUGUUAUGUAUAUAAAAUUGCUUCAAAUAAUGAUGCAAUAACUUCAAGUAAUGAAACAACUCCACCAACAAAAAAAGCAGAUUUAUCUUCAAUGAAAAAAUCAAAAAUUCCAACAUCAUUAACACCAACAACUCUACCACCACCACCACCACCACCUCCAUCAACAACAACAGCAAUGAAUUCACCACUAGAUUUAUUAUCAAAUAAUAAUAAAAAUGAAAGCAUGCUUAUAAAAAAUUUAGCCAAUCAAUUAUUAAUUAGUGCUCAACGAAAUAAUUGUAUUGAUAUUGAAAAAAAACAAGAUACAAAAUGUUUAUCAAUAAGUGACCCAAUGAAUCGUCGGAUAUGUCGAUGUCAUCAAUGUUUAACAUCAACAAAUCGUCUAUCGGCAUUCAUUCCAUUUCAUCGCCGACCUUCAACCACUCCACCUGUUCUAUCUGAUCCGUCCUCUAUUCGAACUAAAGUUGAAUCUAUUAAAACUGAAAAUACAAUUGAAUCAAAUGAAAAUACAAAUACAUUAAUACAAAAUGAUGCUUUAGUUUCACAAUCAACAUCAUCACCCGCAGUAAAUAAUCCUAUUGCGUCGAAUCAACAAACAACCAAUGACAAUAAAAACGAAUGGACAGCAUCAACGCCGAAUAGUGUGAGUAUUAGUGGUCCACCGUCAGUACUUGCACCAAUAACGAAUUUAAAUUCUGUACAAACCAAUUCUCCUGCGCCAACAUCGACAACAUCCAGAGGUUUAAAACGUUCGGCUACCAUGGCAUUUGAUGAUUUAUCAAUUGUCGAAGAUGACGAAAGAGAACAACAUAAACAAACCUAUGAUUUUAAUCGAACAGAUAAUUUUCUACAAUUACCAUUAAAACGUUUUCGUGCUGAUACAAAUUCAAUAAUAAAUAGUAUACAAUCAUCCUUAACAAUAAAUAAUUUAUCAUCAUCAUCAUCAUCAUCAUUGAUAACAACUGAUCAUCUUUAUCGACAUGGUCAACCAACUCCACCGAGUCCUAGUCAUUUAUUAUCUCGAACAGAUCCAUAUGAAUUCGGUGAUGAUGAAGAUGCAAUAUCUCGACUUAAUUAUCCGCCAUCAACUCCAACCAGUAAUAUUCGUCAAAAUCAAACAUCAUUUAAUACAAUGGAUGGCCCAUCGAUAACUGAUCUUGAUACGAUUAUUGAUUCACAUGAUACCAAUGAAAAUAAAAAUAUGAAUUCAAAUGUUCUUUCACAUAUUCUUUCCAAUGGUGGUGUUAAAUCACCUAUGCGUAAAGAAAAUUCUCUCAUAUAUCCAAUUCUAGCAGCGUCACAUUCUCUAUCUACUACUACUAAUGGCAAUACAUUUCCUGUGAAUAAAUCACUCAAUGGAGUUUUUCAUGAAUUAGAACAAAUUUACAACACUCCACCGGGUUCAUCUUCAUCCGAAAAACUUCAAGCAUUACAUUCACCAUAUGCAAUCAUGGUUGAUAGUGUUAGUAGCGCUGCAAACACAUUCGAUAUGCUCAAUCAAUUUAGUCAAGAAUCUAUCAUAGCUCCAUUUGAAUCCAUAACUGUUGAAGAUCAUUCAUCUUAUCGUCCAUUGAAAAAAUCUCUACAUGCAAAAUCAAUCAAACGUUAUGAACCAUCAAAAUUAUUUUGCAUAUCAAUAUCAACUCAUCAUAAACCUAUUAAACAUUGGAAACGAACGCUAACAACCAACGAUUAUUCAUCGAGUCCAUUCAAUAAUCAACAGAUGAUUCGACAACAACAAACUCCACGUUCAUCAGAUAUCCGCAAUACAUCAAUGUCAAUAUCAAAUGUUCCAACACCAACCAUGUACUCGCCUAUGAAUAAUAAUCCAUCGAUACGUUCAACUGAUUUGCAAUCAUCACCAUUUCCAAUACGAUCUGUUGGAAGUGUUCAAGCUUUAAAUAGUCCAACGACUUAUCCACAGUCAAUAACUAUAAAUCAACCAGAAGUUGAUUCAUUAUUAUUUAAUGUUUUACUGAAUGAUAGUAUAUUAAAUUUUUUUCGUGAUAUGAAUUUUGAUUCAUGUGUUUUAUGUGCAUGUACACCAAAUGAAUUGAGUAUACGUGGAAUCGAUUCAACAAUCUAUUUGGAAAAACCACGUGAUUUUCUUAAGCCAUCGGCGACACCAACAUCAGCCGGCGCACAAAAUCAGCCAACACAUUCACCAUUUCAUCCUCAUAUGUAUCCACAUCAACAAUCUUCGUAUCAUAUGCAUCCACAUUCUUCUCUAUAUGCUCAACCACAGCAGCAGCAGCAGCAACAACAACAACAUGCCAUUCCAUCAACCAAUAGUCAUAGUCAUCAUACUCAUAAUUCAUGCUCGUGUGGUUUUUCAGCUGUUGUUAAUUUACGUUUAAGUUAUUCAUCUGGUUUAUUCUAUGAAGAUGAAAUUGAAAUAACAGGAAUUAAGGCUGAUGUAAAAUAUCGUACAUCAACUGAUCAUUUACCGGUUAAUUUAUUAGAAUUAAUUGAACGUAAAGAAUGUUUACCAUCGCCGUUUGAUUAUUUUAUUAAUAAAAAUAUUCAAACAUCAAUUUCAACUAGAAAAAAUGAUCAAGAUAUUACACAAAUAUUAAAACAACCUGUAUAUCAAUAUGAAAAUUUGGCAUGUCGUGCAGCCAUUGAACAAUCUCGAAAUGUUGUAAAUAAUUUAAUGCCUGACGAUCUUGAUAAACAUCAUUGGUUACAUCAAUGGUCAUAUUUAACUUCUCCACUUGAUUCUGAUCAACAACUCAUCACUAUGCUACGUUCAUUACAACCAUUGCUAGUUGAUGCAUUGAAAAAACGCAACGUUAAUGGUUUAUGGAGUACCAUUGAUGGUCCAUUAACAUGGAAAUCUUUUCAUCAAUUAUUAUAUGUACAAAAUCAACAUGUACAACUUGAAGAACAAAUCAGCGGACCACAACCAAUUCCAUAUCUUCUCGCUGGUCUUGAUCGUGAAGGGGUUAUGUUAGCACCGUAUAGUUUAAAAUUUUGGGAUAAACUAUGUCUGGAACCAUAUUCUAAAAAUAAAGAUAUUGCUUAUGUAUGCGUUGUACCUGAUAAUGAUUACGUUUGUUCAAUGACAAAAACUUAUUUUCGAGAAUUAUCUACACAUUAUGAACUAUGUCGAUUAGGUUUGCAUAGGCCGUUAUUGAAAGCAUUUUCUGAGCAAGGCCUUUUACGUAUACCUCAAACGAAUAAUGAUUCAACACAACUUCCUAAUGUUGAUCAAUGGUUUACAGAUCAUGAAACAUCACAUUCACUUGGAACACGAUUGAAACUCUACGCUCAAACAAUAAAAGGACAACUAUUUAAUCUAUUGUCGACUCAACCAUUUGAUAAUACAUUACUAGAAGAAGGAACGUCACGUCGUGAUAUAUUUCGUAAUCCGAAUGAUGUUUCCAAUCCAUCGUCUUCACUCGAUCUACAUUCAUCAAAUAAUGAUUUAACAAAUAGUGGCUAUGCUCUUUCACCAUCGUCAACACCAUCGAUAGCGCCAACAAAUAGUCUUAUAGCAAAUAAUAUUUAUACCACGGGAUCGACCGCUACUGACGUUCUUAGUUUAUCGUCGAAUAAUAUGUCAUCAUUAACUAAUGGUACAUUUGUUAAUGGCCAUCAAGUCGACCCAGUUGAUUUACAAGCAUUUGAAUCAUUUCAUCAAGGUCGUACAUCGAAUGAUGAACAAUUUUUUAUUGUUAUCUAUCUUAUUGAUACAUUUCGAUAUGAGAUAACGGCAUCAAUGACCGAUGAGAAUGGAAAUAAUAAUACUUCGAUUGAUGAUAGAAUUGAUGCAUAUGUUAAAAAAGCAAUUUUUCGUGCCUACAUGGAUCUCAUUAAAGAUUUACCAGAGAAAAUUUCAAUCCGUGUUAAUAUACAGAUUAUUCCAUUUGAGUCAAUAGUUAAUCAACAAGUUGAAUCUGAUUCAGAAUUACGUUUAACUCAGCUGAAACGCUUAGCAUUCAAUGUAUAUGGACAAUUGAAACGAACAGUUUCGUAUACAACACGAGCAAAAUCGUUGACUGGCUUUGGUCCAGCUGCAUCCGAAGAAAAGAUGCCAGCAAAAAUUGUUAUGCAACUUUAUACGCCAGCAUAUAUACUCUCACCGAAAGCAGAUUUUCGUUUUAAAGCUUUUGCUGACAUAACAGAACAAACAAAUAUCAAUGGGAGCAUUCUAUUUUGUUCCUAUUGUUUAUCUGAUGAUCAACGAUAUUUAUUAGCGACAUGUUCAGACGAUCGAGGAGAAUUAUUAGAAACUUGUUCAAUUGAUAUUGAAGUACCUGAUAGACAUAGAAGAAAAGUACAACAUGCUCGACGUAUUGGUUUACGAAAAUUAUGGGAUUUUAUUAUGCGUGUUGUUACAAGUACAACAAUGCCGUGGAGAAUUGUGAUCGGACGACUAGGAAGGCUUGGACAUGGAGAAUUGAAAACUUGGGGAAUAAUUCUAUCGAAAAAGAAUCUUGUUCGUUGUGCAACAUUAAUACGAGAUUCUUGUCCGAUGUGUCAUAUACUACGUUGUCAUGAUCAACCAGUGAUAUUAUCAGCAUGUUUAAUAUCUAUGGAAACACAUCCAUCGCUAACAGUUCUACCAGAAUCACUUGAACUUGGAGAAAUACGAGGAACACAAGCACCGAAUAAUAAUGCAACAGCAAUGACAAAUGGUGGUCAAGUAUUAGAUGAUAUUUCUGUGACACAUAUUUUGACAUUACCAACAUCAGCAUCUGUACAACAUGUGCAAACAAUGCCACGACCUAAUGAUCAUCGUUCUACUGUUGAUAAUGAAGAUGAUUUAUUUAGUAAAUUAUUUGAAGAUCUUGAUCCUGAAGGUCCACCAAAUGAAGCUUUCGAUAAUAUAACAUCACCAACACCAGUUGACCUGGAAUUUUCAUCAAACUAUGCUGAUAUGAAUCAUCAUGGUAAUACGCAUGGUUUAGCAAGUGGACAACAUCAUCGAUUGGGUAACUCUUCGAAUGCUCAUAAUGAUUAUCAUGGUAACCAUCCAUAUGGCACUUCUUCCAAUGGUACAAAUCUCAAAUCGAAUUCUUUUCAACAUUUUGAAUAUGAAAUCGAUAUGAAUGAUCAUCCAUCAUUGCAUCAACAACCUUUAGCACUUGGUUUUUAUGUAUCGACAAUAGGUACAUUAAAUCCGUUACCAUUGUGGAUGUUACAUGGAAAACUAAAUCAACGAGCGAAUAAUGCAUGUAGUGUAUUUAAAGCAACGUUGCAUGUUAGUGUACCGAAUGCUCAACAUUCAGAUGAUAUGCUAUUUGCUCAAAGUAAUGAUCAAAAAUUAACACAUCCAUUAGAUUCAAAUUAUACCUAUGUUGUGCUCAGAUACGUCUUGGAAUCCUAUAAUCGUCUAUCAUGGCUACUAAUCGAUGCAAAAACAAAUGAACGUGCUAGUUGUUUACCUAUUCAUAUCGAAACAUUAUUAAGAUUAUAUCAUGCUUUUGUCAAAUUUGUAUGA